Molecule: messenger RNA, 261 nt
Organism: Eimeria necatrix
Lineage: Eukaryota; Apicomplexa; Conoidasida; Eucoccidiorida; Eimeriidae
Exons: 1
Coding region: 1-261 (86 amino acids)
Source: RefSeq, a predicted model, not a curated record
AUGUCGAGACAGCAGGCAGGGGACCUGCCGCGAAUCAAGGAGACAAAAAGGAGCAGCACAGACGCAGGGAAAGAGCAGCAGCAACAGCAGCAGCAGCAGCAGCAACAGCAGCAACAGCAGCAACAGCAACAGCAGCAGCAGCAACCGCAGCAGCCGCAGCAGCACGGGCGGCCAGUUCACGCAGAGGUAGAAGCCCUCUACACAGGGACUUUGCUGCUUCUAUUCAAAGUCUCUCUUUUGGCGUUUUAUAAAUUAUUUUAA